Molecule: messenger RNA, 2853 nt
Organism: Trichoderma aggressivum f. europaeum
Lineage: Eukaryota; Fungi; Ascomycota; Sordariomycetes; Hypocreales; Hypocreaceae
Exons: 4
Coding region: 1-2853 (950 amino acids)
Biological process (GO): protein linear polyubiquitination; proteasome-mediated ubiquitin-dependent protein catabolic process
Cellular component (GO): ubiquitin ligase complex
Molecular function (GO): zinc ion binding; ubiquitin-protein transferase activity; ubiquitin binding
Source: RefSeq, a predicted model, not a curated record
AUGGAUGAGUUUCCUUCUGGCAGCAUGGAUUCCAAGCCCCCCGAUCGGGAAGCCAAGAAUGUCUGCCUGCAGAGGCUCAUGACGAUUUUCCAAGACAUUUGCCUCGAGUACUUGGAAAAGGUGGCAGAAAAAUGGUAUUAUUGUGCUAAUGACAUAGCUGCGGAAAUUGUUGAGCAAGAGCUCUUGGGUAUCAAAUACCCAAGACGAAAGAAAAAGAAAGAUGUUGAGCGGAAACCUGGCGAACCGAGGGACAUGAUGCAAGAUAUGAGGGACAUCAGGCGCAAAUAUGACGACGACACGAGGGAAGCACCAACAGAAGAGGACAUGAGCAAAAUGUGUCAAUUGCUACGAGAAGAAUUUCCCCAUCAUCCGCUCAACGUCAUUUCCGAGACCAUGACAGAGAACAGAAACAAUUUGUUCCUGACCUAUCUAGCCCUCCAGAGCACGGCAACACCUGGAGAACAGGAGGUCAUUGAUCGUGUGCGAGAAAUAAUUGGCAUGCCACCGCACGCCGCAUACAACAAUAUACCCGAUGAUGCAGAUGAUUCAAUACAAGCAGAAUUGCAUGCGUCUCGACGCUACUAUGUUCUUCAGGAAUAUCUGAAAGUGGGCCAAAGAUUCAAAGAAGCCGAGAGAAAGAAUUUCGAGUAUGCGAAGGAGCAUGGGCUUUUGCGGGAAUGCGAAUGUUGCUUUGCAAACUUCCCAUUGAAUCGAAUGGUCAGCUGCAGUGCCGAGCCCCAUCAUCUCUUCUGUAAACAAUGUCCUCGCAAGCAGGCAGAAGAAAUGGUUGGACAGUCUCGAUACCAGAUAACGUGCUUGUCUCUGGGAGGAAGUUGCUCGGCGCCGUUUUCACUCACAGAGCGUGGAAAAUUUCUCGACAAAGGCCUGGUCACUGCCCUCGAACGUAUUGAGCAGGAUGCCGUGCUACGAGCCGCAAACAUCGAGGGACUUGUGCAGUGUCCAUUUUGCUCGUUCGCUGCAAUAUGUGUCUCCGAGAAGGAGAAUAGAGAGUUCCCUUGUCAGAAUCCAGAUUGCCUGGUCGUGAGCUGUAGACUUUGCAGAGGCGAAUCACACGUGCCGCUGUCGUGCGAGGAAGCCCUCGAGAAGACAGGCUUCUCAGUGCGACAUGAGAUAGAAGAGGCCAUGUCUGCGGCCUUGAUUCGAAAAUGCAACAAGUGUAACACGCCGUUUAUCAAGAUUCUCGGGUGCAACAAGGUGUCUUGCACACGCUGCGGCAAUAUUCAAUGCGACGUAUGCUCCAAGAAUUGCGAUUAUACCCAUUUCAAGGAAAACCAACCAAAAACACAAGUCGAAGCGAAGGGAUGCCCCCUGUACGAUAAUACCGAGCAUCGUUACGCCCGAGAAGUUGAUACUGCCGAGAAGGAAACGCGCCAACGAUUAGUGGACGAACAUCCAGAGGUUGACGCUCAGUAUCUGCAGAUACGGAGAGCACCGGCUCCAGCACCGGCUCCGACUUCCAAUAAGAGGCGCCGUGCGCCGAUAUUGAGAAUGUUUGAACAAAACGCAAUGCGAGUUAGACCACGCCAGUUGCCACCGAACGGGCUACAGAACAUACCAGAGGACGCACCGCCAGCUGGUGCCCAAGGUGGUGUCCAAGAAGAUGCCCAAGAUGAUGACGGGGGUUCCCAAGAUGAAUCCCAAGAUGGCUCUCAAGAUGGCUUUCAAGAAGACUCCCAAGAAGACUCCCAAGAAGACUCCCAAGAAGAAUCACAAGAUGGCGACGACUAUGAUUCAGGGGCAGAUUCAUCAGAAGCAGCGCAAGACGAUUCAGAGUAUGGAUCGUCAGAUGAUGGGGAUGAAAAUCCCAACAAGCGUCAAAAAAGAGAAGCGAAUGAAGAUGCGGUUGCCAGGAACCCUGAGAUUCCCCGAGCACCUCGACCGCAUCUCGCCGUUCCCAAUCCCCUCCCCAACGGAGUCGCGAACCCGAUUCCAGCUCAACCCGCCAACGAUUUGACACAGCAGCGGCCCCAAUUCGUCUUUUCCUUUGAUGCAAACAAUCAGACUGUGAUUCCGCCGUGGCUCCGGGGGCAACAGCAACAGGUUAUUGCUCAGCAGCAAAUCAACGCUCAAUACCAGCAACAGCAGCAGCAGCAGCAGCAGCAGCAAGCCCAACAGCAGCAGGCCAAUACUCAACAGCAACAGCAACAGCAACAGCAACAGCAACAGCAACAGCAACAGCAACAAGCCACUGCUCAGCAAUUGCUGGCCCUGCAGCAAGAGCAAGUCAUGCCGGGGCAGUGGAUAGAGCAGAUUGAACAGGCGAAUCUCCAGCAGAUGCGCGCACAUCACCACGCACAGCUGCAGGCACAACAACUCCAGCUCAUGCAAGCACAAGGGCAGGCACAGCAGAGGUACGCGGGAACAGCGCAGCUGCAGCACCACACCUUGAUGCAAGCACGGCGACAGGAACAACUGCAACUACUGGUGAGGGCUCAGGCUCGGUUUCAUCAGCAAGAGCAACAGAGGGCAUUGCAAACGGCACAGCGGAUGGCACGGCAAGAGGCACAGCAGCGUCAACAGCGGCGGGCACAAGAGCAGCCUCAGACGCUGGAGCAGAUACAGAUGGCAGCAUUUCGACAGACGAUCCGGCAGCAGGUACGGUCAUCGCCGUGGGAUGCACUGGAGCAAGUGUUGCUUAAUUCACACCACGAAACGCUCAGACACCUUUCGCAGCUGGAUGCACGGCAGCACGCACUUGCGCAGCAUCAAGCACAGGGGCAUUUCCCCAACUUGCAAACACAGCAGCAGGGCCCGGCUGAGCAUGGGCUCGGUAUGCCGCCCGCCAUUGCCGAGGAGGGCGAUUGGGGACAGCAUCAUAACCAUGGGCAAUAG